UAGAUUCCUUAAUGCCCCUUACGCAUUUAGCCCAUCCCCCCCUCCCAUAACUCCUCCAGUAACCCUCUGUUUGUUCAUAUUUUGAAGUCUCUUAUGUUUUGUCUCCCUCCCUGUUUUUAUAUUAUUUUUGCUUCCCUUCUCUUAUGUUCAUCUGUUUUGUCUCUUAAAGUUCGCAUAUGAGUGAAGUCAUAUGAUUUUUGUCUUUCUCUGACUAAUUUCACUUAGCAUAAUACCCUCCAGUUCCAUCCACAUAGUUGCAAAUGGCAAGAUUUCAUUCUUUUUGAUUACUGAGUAAUACCCCAUUGUAUCUAUAUACCACAUCUUUUUUAUCCAUUCAUCCAUUGAUGGACAUUUGGGUUCUUUCCAUACUUUGGCUAUUGUUGAUAGUGUUACUAUAAACAUGGGGGUGCAUGUGCCCCUUUGAAACAGCAUACCUCUAUCCCUUGGAUAAAUACCUAGUAGUACUAUUGCUGGUUUGUAGGGUAGUUCUAUUUUUAAUUUUUUGAGGAACCUCCAUACUGUUUUCCAGAGUGGCUGCACCAGUUUGCAUUCUUACCAGCAAUGCAAAAGAGAUCCUCUUUCUCCGCAUCCUCACCAACACCUGUUGUUGCCUGAGUUGUUAAUGUUAGUCAUUCUGACAGGUGUCAGGUGGUAUCUCAUUGUGGUUUUGAUUUGUAUUUCCCUGAUGAUGAGUGAUGUUGAGCAUUUUUUCAUGUGCCAUUUGGCCAUCUGGAUGUCUUCUUUGGAAAAGUUCAUGUCUUUUGCCCAUUUCUUCACUGGAUUAUUUGUUAUUUGGGUGUUGAGUUUGCUAAGUUCUUUAUAGAUUUUGGAUACUAACCCUUUAUCUGAUAUGUCAUUUGCAAAUAUCUUCUCCCAUUCUGUCGGUUGCCUUUUAGUUUUGCUGAUUGUUUCCUUCGCUGUGCAGAAGCUUUUUAUGUUGAUGAGGUCCCAGCAGUUCAUUUUUGCUUUUGUUUCCACUGCUGGUAAUUUCUACUAGCGUGUACUUUGUAAACUGCAAUGGGAAAUCCAGAAAACAUAGAAGAUGCAUAUGUUGCUGUUAUUCGUCCAAAGAAUACUGCCAGUCUCAAUUCUCGGGAAUACAGAGCUAAGUCCUAUGAAAUUUUGUUGCAUGAAGUUCCCAUUGAAGGACAGAAAAAAAAGAGAAAGAAAGUUUUAUUGGAAACUAAACUUCAAGGCAACAGUGAAGUAACACAAGGCAUACUGGAUUAUGUAGUAGAAACUACCAAACCAAUUUCUCCUGCAAACCAGGGUAUCAGAGGAAAACGAGUGGUCCUAAUGAAGAAAUUUCCUCUGGAUGGAGAGAAGAUUGGCAGAGAAGCGGCAUUAUUUAUUGUUCCAUCAGUUGUCAAAGAUAAUACUAAAUAUACAUAUACUCCAGGAUGCCCAAUUUUUUACUGCUUACAAGAUAUUAUGCGAGUCUGUAGUGAAUCCAGCAGUCACUUUGCUACACUUACAGCAAGGAUGUUAAUAGCCUUGGAUAAGUGGUUAGAUGAACGCCAUGCACAAUCUCACUUUAUUCCAGCUUUAUUCCGGCCUUCUCCUCUUGAGCGGAUAAAAACUAAUGUCAUAAACCCUGCAUAUGCUACUGAAUCAGGUCAAAUGGAAAACUCAUUACAUAUGGGCUACAGUGCACUAGAAAUAAAGAGUAAAAUGUUAGCCCUAGAGAAAGCAGAUACCUGUAUUUACAACCCUUUGUUUGGAUCAGAUCUUCAAUAUACGAACCGGGUAGAUAAAGUGGUAAUAAAUCCAUACUUUGGUCUAGGAGCUCCAGACUACUCAAAAAUCCAAAUUCCCAAACAAGAAAAAUGGCAGAGAAGCAUGAGCAGUGUCACAGAAGACAAGGAACGACAGUGGGUAGAUGACUUUCCUCUCCAUCGAAGUGCCUGCGAAGGAGAUUCAGAAUUACUAAACCGUCUUCUCAAUGAAAGAUUUUCAGUCAACCAAUUAGAUAGUGAUCACUGGGCGCCCAUUCAUUAUGCAUGCUGGUAUGGAAAAGUUGAGGCCACUCGCAUAUUGUUAGAGAAAGGAAAGUGCAAUCCAAACCUUUUAAAUGGACAGCUUAGUUCUCCUCUUCAUUUUGCUGCUGGAGGAGGACAUGCUGAAAUAGUACAGAUUCUCCUAAACCAUCCAGAAAUUGACAGACACAUAACGGACCAACAAGGAAGAUCCCCCUUAAAUAUUUGUGAAGAAAACAAACAAAAUAACUGGGAAGAAGCUGCAAAACUGUUGAAGGAAGCCAUUAACAAACCAUAUGAAAAAGUUCGGAUAUACAGAAUGGAUGGAUCAUACCGUUCUGUUGAACUGAAGCAUGGAAAUAAUACCACAGUGCAGCAGAUAAUGGAAGGAAUGCGUCUCUCUCAAGAAACACAGCAAUAUUUCACUAUUUGGAUCUGUUCAGAAAACCUCAGCCUUCAACUCAAGCCUUAUCAUAAACCAUUGCAACAUGUUCGUGACUGGCCAGAAAUACUUGCUGAAUUAACUAAUUUGGAUCCCCAAAGAGAAACACCACAGCUUUUCCUAAGAAGAGAUGUGAGACUUCCUUUGGAAGUUGAAAAAAAGAUUGAAGACCCACUAGCUAUUCUUAUCCUCUUUGAUGAAGCCAGAUAUAAUUUAUUAAAGGGCUUUUAUACAGCUCCUGACACUAAACUGAUAACAUUGGCAAGUUUACUGUUGCAAAUAGUUUAUGGAAAUUAUGAGAGUAAGAAACACAAGCAAGGUUUCCUAAAUGAAGAAAACCUAAAAUCCAUUGUACCUGUUACCAAAUUGAAAAGUAAGGCACCUCACUGGACAAACCGAAUACUUCAUGAAUAUAAGAAUCUUAGUACAAGUGAGGGUGUCAGUAAAGAAAUGCAUCACCUUCAGCGCAUGUUCUUACAGAAUUGUUGGGAAAUUCCUACAUAUGGAGCAGCUUUUUUCACAGGACAGAUAUUUACAAAGGCAAGCCCCAGCAAUCAUAAAGUCAUCCCUGUGUAUGUAGGAGUGAAUAUAAAAGGACUUCAUCUUCUCAACAUGGAAACUAAGGCCUUACUCAUCAGUCUUAAGUAUGGUUGUUUUAUGUGGCAAUUGGGAGAUGCUGAUGCAUGUUUUCAGAUCCAUAGUAUGGAAAAUAAAAUGAGCUUUAUAGUACACACAAAACAGGCUGGCCUUGUGGUAAAACUAUUAAUGAAGCUAAAUGGACAGUUAAUGCCCACCGAAAGAAAUUCAUGAGAGGAAAGCAGCUGAUACUUAAACUACCAUAUUUUGUAAUGCAGAUUUUUUCCAUGAAAGAUUUCUUAAACUAUCACUUUUAACAAGGCACUUAGUCUCUUGUAAUAUAUGAAUGUAUACUACUACAUUGUACAGAAUCUGUACUUACGCUUGGUGUGUAAUAUACCAAUUAGUUUUGUAUAAUAUCCUCAUAAGCUAUUCUAAUUUUUGAGAGAAACACAUAAAAAUAUGUAGAUUGAUCAUCUGUAUAAUAUUGGACAAAAUAGUAAGCUUUAUAAAAAGUUAUUUUUGGUAAAUGGUAAAGUAUUUGGAGUGGGAUGUAAUUAAAUUAAAAUACAGCUUUGGUAUAACUUUGUGUGUCAUUUCAGAAUAUACUAAAACUCAACAUAUUUGAAUAAAGAAAAUAUAUUUUCUACUUAAACCACAUAACACUGUUAUUUCAAACAUUUUUCUGUAAUCUAUGAACAUCUCUCAGUAUGUUUUUAAAAUUCUUAGUUAAAUGUGUAACUAGUAUAAGCUAGUAUUUCUCAAAGUAUAGUUCUUGAAUCCCCUGCAUCAAAAUUAACCUGAUGCUUCUUUAAACAAAGAUUGCUGGGACUCAGUAUAUACAAGUUCAUUCACUCUCUAGAAGUAACAGGGCCUAGGAAUCUUAAGUUUUGGGUUUUUUUUCUGUUGAAAUGAUUCCAGGUGCAGUAAUGAAUUUGGAUUAUUAAAGUAAAUUACACAAAAGUGUCUGGCACAUAAGUACACUCAUACAUAGACACACAGAGUAAGUGACAGUCUCUGGAUAUCAGUAGUUGCAUUUAUUAUGUACAUGUUGUAUUUUUAUGAUUUAGCCUGAUGAAUUAUAUUGCCUUUGUCAAAGUAGAUCACCAAAUAUCUGUUUCAUUUAGGGGAGUACUGAUAUCAUAGAUGAGGAGCUAACUGAAUUAUGAUGCUAUUUAAUAACCUUAGAAACUGGUCUUUCCGAGCCAGUAGAUGGAUAUGUUCUUAAAUUUUUUUUAAAAAUUUUUAAUGUUCAUUUUUGAGAGAGAGACAAAGUGCAAGCAGGGGAGGGGCAGAGAGAGAGAGACAGAAUUCGAAGCAGGCUCCAGGCUCUGAGAUGUCUGCACAGGGCCCAAUGCAGGGCUUGAACAUAUGAACUGAACCAUGAGAUCAUGACCUGAGCUGAAGUCAGACACUCAACUGAUGGGCCACCCAGGCGCCCCUAGACUGAUAUGUUGUAGGUAAGUUCAGAGAUACAAUAGUCAUAUUUGAAGCUGUCCUAAAGAUUGCAGAUAAGUUUUAUAUAUCAGAAUUUAACCUUCACAUUAAUUUCUGUUUAUUUCUAAUGGUGCUCUGUCUGAGCCUUAUUAAAAUUAUAUAUGAUUAAGUAAAUUGAAUGAGAAAGCUUACUUUAUCUCUAAUUCUAUGCUAAAUACUUUUGAUUCUACAUAGACAGUGCUCUGUUCAGUUUCAUACCUUCCAGUGGCCUCAACUGUUGACUCCCAAAUCUAAUAUUUCAACCUCAGAUUCUCUUCUGAACUCUGGAUCUUAAUUUCCAAUUUCUAGCUCCACCUAAAUGGCCUACAAAAAGAACGUCUAUUUCAUCACAGCUGGAAACCGAAUUUGUUUACUUGCUCAAUUCUAUCCUUCCACUUGUAUUCUGUUUGGUUAGUGGCACCAUCAAAUUGCAGCCAGUUGCUUAUCCUGGAAAUCUUGGAGUGGUCUUCAACUUCUCUCCCCUUUAUUACCCUCGACAUUCCACUUAUCAAAUCUUGUCAAAUUUCUUAUGAGUCCUUUCCCAUUUCCUUCCUCUCUAGUUGCCCUGCAUCCGCCUUAGUUGAAGUCCUUCCCACCUGUUCCUAGGUUUGGUGUUACUUCCUCCCUUGCCUCCCCUGGCUGAGGCUGUACACUCUGCCCACUUAUCUGCCACACUGGUGCCAAGUUCACCUUUCUUAUGGAUCUGAUCAUUUCAUUACCCUCUGAAAGCUUUUCAUGGUUCCUUACUACAUUACAAUUAAAUUCCAUGUCCUCAGUAUUGAAUGCAGGGCCCUUAAUUAGAUGGUCACUAAUGUUCCUAUCCAAAUUAAUGUGUAACCACUUUUCCCACACUUACCUUUGCUCCAACCCAGUGUUUCCUAAUCCUGGCACUGCAGUCACGUGAGGAGUUUCAAUACAUUAUGACUCAAUAAAUCUAGGGUGGGGUUCAAGGAUUUCUGUUGGUAAAGUAUCCAGUGUGAUUUUGAUAUACAGCUAGGGUUUAGAACUCUUAUAACCAACUUUAACUAGGAGUUAGCUGAAUGCUUUUCCUUUCACAGAGGGAGGUGAGGAUGCAAUGCUACUACAUCAAACAACAUAGACUGCCCCAUAGAAUACAGUGUACCCUCCUGGAGUUACACAGUAAUGCACCCUUGUAGAGAAGGGAAGGAAAGACUAUUAACGUAGCAUGGCUAUUAAAGGCUUAAAAAUAUAUAGCAUUAGAAAGUCAAUUUUCAGGGGUACCUGGGUGACUCAGUCAGCUAAGUGUCUGACUCUUAAUUUCAGCUCAGGUCGUGAUCUCUUGGUUCAUGGGAUGAAGCCCCAUAUCAGGCUCUGUGCUGGCAGUGUUCUCUCUCUCCUCUUUCUGCCCCUCCUCUGCUUGUGCUUGCUCUCUCUCUCAAAAUAAAUAAAUAAACGUUAAAAAAAAAAGUCAAUUUUCAAAUAAGGUAUUGAGAGGAAAAACUGAUCAUUGUCUGUCAGACCAUAACAAACCAGAAAUAACCAAUAAUGGAGAAAUGCAAGUAGGUUUUAAUGAGUGCCUAGGAUUGGCCAGGCAUUAUAUGUGCACUGGGGAUAAAAGACACCUUUUUCCUUUUCAUCAUUUUUCAAUAAAUUUGAGUGCCUUUUAUGUGCCAGGGAUCCAUUGCCAAGAAAAACAAAGCCCCUGCCUUUAGGGAACAAAUUUUAAUGAGGGAGACAAUAAAUACUCAUGGAAAUAUAUAUUUAUAAACUCUAGUAAGUGUGAUGAAAGAAAAAUAAGUGUAUUAUGUAAGCAUAAAGAGGGAAACUUGAUCUAGCCUUAGAGAUCAGGAGAGGCACCCCUGAGCAAGUGAUGCUUAAGCUCGCAUCUGAGGGAUGGGAGUGACAGAAACAUAUGAGGGAGAAGGGAAAUGGGAUGAGACGUUUUGACCUCAAGAGUGGUCCUGGAGAAUUGAUACAAUUUUCUCAUUUUUAGCUAAGAAGUAAAUUUAAACAAUUGUUUAUCCAAAUCACAACAAAUGAGUUUCCAUUGUAGAAAUAAAACCAGAA
Molecule: messenger RNA, 6498 nt
Organism: Acinonyx jubatus (cheetah)
Lineage: Eukaryota; Metazoa; Chordata; Mammalia; Carnivora; Felidae
Gene: KRIT1
Product: KRIT1 ankyrin repeat containing
Exons: 17
Coding region: 1018-3228 (736 amino acids)
Biological process (GO): cell redox homeostasis; negative regulation of angiogenesis; regulation of establishment of cell polarity
Cellular component (GO): plasma membrane; cytoskeleton
Molecular function (GO): protein binding
Source: RefSeq, a predicted model, not a curated record